Molecule: messenger RNA, 618 nt
Organism: Sander lucioperca (pikeperch)
Lineage: Eukaryota; Metazoa; Chordata; Actinopteri; Perciformes; Percidae
Product: CD209 antigen-like protein E
Exons: 4
Coding region: 51-581 (176 amino acids)
Source: RefSeq, a predicted model, not a curated record
AAACACUAAAGUGGCAAAAUUGAUAAAAAAAACAAAAAUGCAUUAUCACUAUGAUGAUCACAGACCUGACUGCAGUAAACCAGGAGCUGGAGACGGAGAGGAACAACUUAAGAGGACCAAUACAUAACAUCAGUCGAGCUCAGUGGAGCAUUGAUGAAUACUGCCCCAAAGUAAAUAACGUUUUAGAGAGACAGUGUAGAGCUUAUCAGAAGGGCUGGGAACUCUUCCAGUCCAGCUGCUAUCUGAUUAAUGAUCCUUCUGAUCAGAAAACCUGGGAAGAAGCUCGAGAAGACUGCAGAGGACGGAGUUCAGAUUUGGUUGUUGUACAAGAUGAAGAGGAUGAGGAUGCACUCCGUCAUUAUAGCUGGUACGGUGAAUACUGGAUUGGCCUGAGAGCUGAAGGAGGGAGAUGGAAGUGGAUCGAUGGAAGUGAUCUGACUGAAGGGGUCAGCGGCUGGAGACAAAAAUCACCACCUCCUACUGACGGUCAGUGUGUAGUUUCUGACGAGUUCAAAUGGAGAUCAGAGAGCUGUGCUGAGAGAAAUGGAUGGAUCUGCAAAAAGAAGACUUUACCUGUUUAAACACUGCAGUCAGACUUGAGAAGGUUACUGGAUGCUC